This is a messenger RNA of Carcharodon carcharias (great white shark), 1425 nucleotides long. Its product is annotated as non-histone chromosomal protein HMG-14-like. The transcript has 6 exons. The record is from RefSeq and is a predicted model, not a curated record. NCBI's taxonomy places the organism in Eukaryota, Metazoa, Chordata, Chondrichthyes, Lamniformes, Lamnidae. The coding region runs from base 180 to 446 and encodes 88 amino acids.
AGUUGUAUAGGAUUCGGGGGGCUGCCUGCACAACUUGAAUGUUUCAGGACUGCAAUCUGUUUGCCUUCGCGUUUUUUUUUUAUUUUCCUCCGCCGGCCGCCCCCCCCCCUCCCCCCCUUACCUAAAUUUUAAUUUUUCGUUAUAACAUUUUAUUUUAUUAAAGAAAAAGCUUUCCAAACAUGCCUAAGAAGGCGGCCUCUGAUACAGUAAUAGACAAAUCCCUACCACAAAGUUCCAUGCAAUUGAGGAAGAGACGUACAAAACCACCCAAUGAAAACCCAAAAAAGAAACCGGCUGCUCAGAAAAAAACCAAGGCCAGAGCAGCAAAAGCAAAUCCCCCACAGGCUAAUCAAGAAGCCACUGAUGAUUCUGUACCCGCAGAAAACGGUGAACGGAAAAACGACGAGGCACCUGCUGCUGGAGAGAACGAAGCCAAGUCAGAAUAACAUCUGUCUUGUCCCUUAUCUUUGGUCGAUGUACCUCUUGUACAAUUCAGAGGAAUAUUUUUAUCAACUAUUUUGUAAAUGCAAGGUUUUAGUAGUUCAAUAAUAGGCAACACAAUUUGAAAUAGGAGGGAAUCCCAGCACAACUACACCUGUUCUUCCUUCCGCCGCCACCCAUUUUACAUCUAAAGAUGUUCAUGUCUGUAAAUGUUAAUUUUUUUAUAUUAAAGAUAAAAGAAUUGUGUACUGGAUGUUACAAGGAUUUUACCAUGAAAUCCACAAACACACUAUUGAUAUAUAUUAGUGAGUUUGAAAGCUUUGAAAGUCACUUUUUAAUCCAGAUAUGACGUAACAUUCCAUGGGUGGAGACAGUUUGUUAACAUGACUGUUGUGGACAUUUAAGGGAAAAAAGUUUUAAUUUUGGCUUUUUUGAAAAGAUUCUAGACUCAUUUGUAUGUUAAACAACCUAAAUGUUAGGUAACUUGUGUUCCCAUUGUUUGAAAUUUUAAUAGAUAACUUUGCCUAAUAAAACCUGCUUUAGUCAUGGAUUUCCCUCAAUCUGUGGCAAUGUUGUCUUGGCUAUAUCUGUGAUAGUGUUUCUUGGAUUUCUCUUUUUUCUUCUGUGAAACUGCUGUGAAUGGGUUCAGUAAGAUAGUUUUGGGGGUUUAUAGUGUGACUUGUCAGCAGUGUGAAUAGGUGAAGUUGCCUACAGAAAAAGACUGACCACCAUGGGUGCAUAACAGGAGUGUUAUACAUAUUUGGUCGAUGUUUUGUCCCAUAGUUACUGACAUUGUUUUCAAAAACAUCAUGCUGAAAAGUCACUGGAACUUUAGAAUUAUGGUAUUAACAUUAAACUUACAUGUAUUGGAGGCAUUCAGUUUCUAUUUCGGUACAGGUUCUGUGUAGGAUUGUACAGACUGUUCAUAGCUGUAUCUGUGUAAUGGUGAAUUUAAAAAAAAAAUCAAUAAAAUACAUGGCUUAA